Molecule: messenger RNA, 402 nt
Organism: Aplosporella prunicola CBS 121167
Lineage: Eukaryota; Fungi; Ascomycota; Dothideomycetes; Botryosphaeriales; Aplosporellaceae
Exons: 3
Coding region: 1-402 (133 amino acids)
Cellular component (GO): cytosol; nucleus
Molecular function (GO): DNA binding
Source: RefSeq, a predicted model, not a curated record
AUGUCCGACGCAGACCUUGAAGAGAUACGCAAGGCCCGUCUGGCCCAACUCCGCCAGCAGGGCGGCCAAGGCAGCGGUGCCGCAUCAGCUGAAUCUGCCGGCCCGGAUGAGUCGCGCUCCCGCGAGGCCGAAGCCCGCCAGGCCAUCCUGUCGCAGAUCCUCCUCCCCGAGGCUGCCGACCGCCUCGGCCGCAUUCGCCUGGUCAAGGAGUCGCGCGCCAUGGACAUUGAGAACCGCCUGAUCAUGCUGGCGCGCACGGGUCAGUUGCGCCAAAAAGUCACCGAGGAGCAGCUCAAGGACCUCCUGGGCGCCGUCAGCGAGCAGGAGGAGAAGACGCAGAAGAAGAUUGUCGUGCAGAGGCGCGGCGGCUGGGACGACGACGAUGACCUGCUCGACCUCUGA